AUGCCCUUCUUACGACGUCUCAUCUGUCUGUUGCUCUGUAGUUGUUCUGUAACAGCCAGCUCGAGUGAUGCUAGCCAGGCGUGCGCGGCCCUCAUUUCAUACCUCCCAGGAAAAUUAUCUUUCCCAGGGAACCAGCAGUAUGAGGACUCAAUCUCCUCAUAUGCUUACAUAGGGACGCGGUUACGGCCAACCUGUGUUGCUCAUCCAGAAAACACCAAGGAAGUUGCGGCCAUUGUCAAGAUACUAAGUCAGUCCAAUUCAGUUGAGUUUGCCAUUCGCAGUGGAGGGCACAACACGAAUAGAGGCUUCGCAGACAUUAAGGAGGGAAUUACUAUCGAUCUCAGUCUUAUGAACACGGUGGAACUCCGACAUUCAGAAAAUAUUGUGACAGUUGGUCCUGGGACAAGAUGGCAAAGCGUCUACGACGCUCUUGACCUCUACAGCCUAACCGUGCAAGGUGGUAGGAAUGGCCUCGUUGGAGUUGGCGGAUUCUUAACCGGAGGUUUCUUCUCUCCUGAGCGAGGAUGGGCAUGCGACUCCGUCAUCAACUUUGAGGUUGUUCUUUCUACUGGAGCAAUUGUCGACGCCAAUGCAACGUCACAUCCCGAUCUCUUCACGUCGUUGAAAGGCGGUCAAAACAAUUUUGGUGUCGUCACCCGCUUUGACUUGAGAACAUUCUCACAAGGAAAGAUGUGGGGUGGCAUUGUCAUCUAUACCGAUGCCAGUGACAAACAGCUCCUCGAUACGCUUACUGCUUUCAAGGAGCCAGGAAAGUUCGAUCCAUAUGCCAUGUUCACUUUCGGCUUCGUUUACGAUGCUGCCCUUCGUACGUUCACAUCAGACAUUGCUAUGUACCAUUCGCGUCCAGAGAGUGUAAACGGGAGUACUCUUGAAGUAUUUGCCAAGAUAGAGCCACAGAUUUUCAACUCGAUACGUACCGAUACGCCUGGUGGAUUCGCAAGCGAAAGGCUGUCUCCAAUCUUCAAAUCGUACUAUAUGCACUGGUCAACCACCACUUUCGCUAUAUCGCCUACAAUUCUCUUCCGCAUUCAUACUCUAUUCCGAAAUGUGUCGCUUGCACUGACAGAUGAGUACGCGUCCGCAAAUCUCACCAUUGCGUGCUCGAUCCAAUCUGUUCCAGCAGCUGCAACCAAGGAGAACCCUAAUAGUCUUGGAUUCGAUCCGUUGUCAAAGCCUGAACAAGGACUCAUUAACAUUGGCUUAGCCUUUCAAUAUGACGAUCCCACCGUCACGGAAGCGCUUCAGCAGGCUCUCCAGAUUCUCACUACUGCAGUAGAUCGCAUUGCGAUCAGCGAAGGUGUAGCUGAUCCGCAUGUUUACAUGAAUUAUGCAGGCAGCUGGCAGAACGUUCUCGCAGGCUAUGGCAAUGAAAGUUUAGUGAGGUUGAAAAAUGUGGCCGAACAAUACGAUAAGAAUGGCAUUUUUCAAAAGCAGGUCAAGGGUGGGUUCAAACUGGGGACAAUGUAA
Molecule: messenger RNA, 1488 nt
Organism: Plenodomus lingam JN3
Lineage: Eukaryota; Fungi; Ascomycota; Dothideomycetes; Pleosporales; Leptosphaeriaceae
Source: RefSeq, a predicted model, not a curated record